Messenger RNA from Henningerozyma blattae CBS 6284, 975 nucleotides. It is a transcript of the gene RFC4, whose product is annotated as replication factor C subunit 4. Gene Ontology annotation, biological process: DNA-templated DNA replication; DNA repair. Gene Ontology annotation, molecular function: ATP binding; DNA clamp loader activity; ATP hydrolysis activity. The transcript has a single exon. Lineage: Eukaryota; Fungi; Ascomycota; Saccharomycetes; Saccharomycetales; Saccharomycetaceae. Bases 1 to 975 code for a protein of 324 amino acids. The record is from RefSeq and is a predicted model, not a curated record. Gene Ontology annotation, cellular component: DNA replication factor C complex; Ctf18 RFC-like complex; Elg1 RFC-like complex.
AUGUCGUUAUCAAUAAAUAAGAUUUCAUUGGAAUUGCCAUGGGUGGAAAAAUAUAGGCCAAAAGUUUUAAAAGAUAUCGUUGGUAAUAAUGAGACUAUUGAUAGAUUACAACAAAUCGCAUUAGAUGGUAAUAUGCCUCAUAUGAUUAUAUCGGGUAUGCCAGGGAUUGGUAAGACUACAUCUAUUCAUUGUUUGGCUCAUGAAUUACUUGGAGAUUCUUAUAAGCAAGCUGUAUUAGAAUUAAAUGCUUCUGAUGACAGAGGUAUUGAAGUUGUUCGUAAUCAAAUCAAACAUUUUGCACAAAAGAAAUGCCAUUUACCACCUGGUAAAAAUAAAAUUAUUAUAUUAGAUGAAGCUGAUUCAAUGACUUCAGGUGCACAACAAGCUUUAAGAAGAACCAUGGAAUUGUAUUCGAACACAACUAGAUUCGCGUUUGCAUGUAACCAAUCGAACAAAAUUAUUGAGCCUUUACAAAGUAGAUGUGCUAUUCUACGUUAUAAUAAAUUAUCAGAUGAGGAAGUAUUAAAAAGACUAUUACAGAUCAUCGAAUUAGAAAAUGUCCAAUAUACAAACGAUGGUCUUGAGGCAAUUAUCUUUACAGCAGAAGGUGAUAUGAGACAAGCUAUUAAUAAUUUGCAAAGUACUGUUGCAGGACACACACUGGUAAAUGGUGAUAAUGUCUUCAAGAUCGUAGAUUCUCCACAUCCCUUAAUAGUUAAAAAAAUGUUACUAUCUAAGGAGUUAGACGAAUCGAUUGAUAUUUUAAGAAACGAAUUAUGGGAUAAAGGGUAUUCUUCAAUAGAUAUUGUCACAACUUGUUUCCGUGUAAUGAAAAUAUUAUAUCAAAUUAAAGAAUCGUUAAGAUUAGAAAUUAUUAAAGAGAUUGGGUUCACCCAUAUGCGUAUAUUAGAAGGUGUUGGUACUUAUUUACAAUUGGCUUGCAUGCUUGCAAAAAUUCAUAAACUAAUGAAAUAA